This is a messenger RNA of Eimeria maxima, 762 nucleotides long. RefSeq lists its product as hypothetical. NCBI's taxonomy places the organism in Eukaryota, Apicomplexa, Conoidasida, Eucoccidiorida, Eimeriidae. The coding region runs from base 1 to 762 and encodes 253 amino acids. The transcript has 5 exons. The record is from RefSeq and is a predicted model, not a curated record.
AUGUGUUUGAACUUCUCUUCGCAGCAUUGGCUGUGGAGCAUUAUUUUGAGUUGCAAGGCAUCUUCGGAGGGUGGGGCGGCGGCCACGGGCCUCGCGCUGUAUUACCUCCUUAGAGAUGACGGGUCAGGCCGCAAAGAGAACGAGGCGGAGGCGAAGAAGUUCAACAAGAACGAGGCAACCAAGGAGCAGGUGUUGUUGGUGCUCCGGGAUAUCCUGAGCACUCAGGAGAAGAUGAAGGGGCUGAUGAAGGAGUUCACUCAGAAGUUCGUCGAAGGCGACUACACUUUUGAGGAGGCAUGCGCCAUGGUGGCGAAGGAGCACCCGGAGGAUCCGCUGGCCCGCUAUGGCUUGACAAUGACUAGUUUUGAUCAACUACUUGACAAGUUCCAGCAAGAUCCUGAAGUGAAGCAGGCAGUGCUGAGUAUCAUGGGCGCCGCCUCAACUCCAACGCCCACUAGCGAAGCGUACCAGAUGACGACAGACCGUCUGAUAAAGGUGCACGAGUUCAUGAGGGACGAGUUGCAGAGCUUAACAGCAGAGGCUGGGUCAUGGCCCAACGGCAGGGCUGACACCAAGGUCAUAACUCUGGCCGCGCAAGCAUACGUGGGUGCGAAAGUACAGAAGAAGUUUGGGUUGACUGGAGAGGAUAUUGAGGGUGCAGUGCUCAUCAACCACAAGGAUCUUGCGUCGAACGCCAACUUUACAAUGGUCAACAUCGCCAUACAGAAGACUAUGAACGAUUUGAUCGAUGCCGACGCGUAG